UCUUGAGUUUGCUGGGGUCUGCACUUCUACAGUAGGAGUCGGUCGAGCAUCGUACAGUCACAGGAAUAAUUUCGAUCCCUUUCCCUGUUUGACACCUCCACCUCAUCAUGGCCUCGUUUGAUCCUCAAGACCCAGACUUCGAAUUCCUGGCCGUCGACCGGAAGAAGCUUGCCAAAGAACAGACGCAGACAUUUGACGGCAAGAAGUCAUGCUGGAUAAAUGACGACAAAGAGGGCUUCGUCGCCGCCGAAAUCCUCAGCACCAAAGGGGACGAAAUCACCGUCAAGACAGAAAAGUUGGAGAACCGAACGGUAAAGAAGGAUGACAUCCACCAGAUGAACCCUCCAAAGUUCGAGAAGAUCGAAGACAUGGCCAACCUGACCUACCUGAACGAAGCCGCCGUCCUCUACAAUCUCAAGGCGCGCUACGUCGUCGGCAUGAUCUACACCUACUCCGGACUGUUCUGCGUGGCCAUCAACCCCUACCGACGACUGCCCAUCUACACGCGGUCCCUGGUCGAGAAGUACCGAGGCAAGAGGAGAUCGGAAAUGCCGCCCCAUCUUUUCUCCAUUUCUGACAAUGCCUACCAGUUCAUGGUUCAAGAUCGAGAAAAUCAGUCAAUUUUGAUUACUGGCGAGUCUGGAGCCGGGAAGACUGAGAACACGAAGAAGGUCAUCCAGUACUUCGCUGUGGUGGCCGCCGGCCAGAAACAUCAAGAGGGGGAGAGCUCGGAGACGGAAAAGAAGAGGUCCCUCGAGGACCAGAUUGUGCAGGCUAACCCUGUCCUAGAAUCCUACGGUAACGCCAAAACCACCCGAAAUAACAACUCCUCCAGAUUCGGAAAGUUUAUCCGAAUCCACUUCGGUUCCCAAGGAAAGAUCGCCGGAGCCGAUAUUGAACAUUACCUGCUGGAGAAAUCCCGCGUGACGUUCCAACAACCCGCCGAGAGGAACUACCAUAUCUUUUACCAGAUCCUGUGUGGAGCCAUCGCCCCCAUGGCAGACAAUCUCCUGGCUAGUGCCGACCCCGGUCUGUAUUCCUUCAUCAACCAGGGAGCCCUUACCGUGGACGGAAUCGAUGACGUGGAGGAAAUGAAGACCACUGAUGAAGCUUUUGAUAUUCUUGGCUUCACUGCUGAAGAGAAGGGAAGCAUGUACAAAUGUACCGGCAGCAUUCUUCACAUGGGAGAGAUGAAGUUCAAACAGAGAGGAGAACAGGCCGACGCAGAUGGAACAGCUGAUGCUGAGAAGGUUGCACUUCUGCUGGGCAUCAACAAUGCCGACCUCAUCAAGAGUUUGCUCAAGCCGAAGAUCAAGGUGGGCAACGAGUACGUGAGUCAGGGCCGGACGAAGGACCAGGUGGUGUAUUCGGUGGCCGCCCUGGCCAAGUCCCUGUACGACCGCAUGUUCACGUGGCUCGUAAAGAGAGUGAACAAGACCCUGGACACCAAGAAACCUAGGCAGUUCUUCAUUGGUGUGCUCGAUAUCGCUGGUUUCGAGAUCUUCGAUUUCAACAGUUUCGAACAGCUCUGUAUCAACUACACCAACGAACGUCUGCAGCAGUUUUUCAACCACCACAUGUUUGUGCUGGAGCAGGAGGAAUAUAAGAAGGAAGGCAUCCACUGGGAGUUUAUCGAUUUUGGAAUGGACUUGCAGGCCUGCAUUGAGCUUAUUGAGAAGCCAAUGGGCAUCCUGUCCAUCUUAGAAGAAGAGUGCAUGUUUCCGAAAGCGUCCGACAAGACGUUCAUGGAAAAGCUGUUUGCUACUCAUAUGGGCAAAUCACCCAACUUCUGUAAGCCACAGAAGGGCAUGAAGGGGGCUGGUGAUGCUCAUUUCGCCCUCAAGCACUACGCUGGAACGGUGCCAUACAACAUCACCAACUGGCUGGAGAAGAACAAGGAUCCGAUCAACGAGACUGUCGUGGAUCUCCUGUCUCACUCCAAGGAGCAGCUCGUCCAGACGCUGUUUGCUCCUCCAGAAGUUGUUGAGGGAGGUGGAAAGAAAAAGAGGAAGAGCUCUGCUUUCCAGACAAUUUCCUCGACACAUAAAGAAUCCCUGAACAAGCUGAUGAAGAACUUGUACAGCACACAUCCUCACUUUGUGCGUUGUAUCAUCCCCAACGAGUUCAAGACUCCAGGGCUGAUUGACGCUCAUUUGGUACUGCACCAGCUACGGUGCAAUGGUGUACUUGAGGGUAUUCGAAUCUGCCGCAAGGGCUUCCCCAGCAGAGUUAUCUACUCUGAAUUCAAACAGAGAUACUCUAUCCUGGCGCCCAACGCUAUUCCGCAGGGCUUUGUGGAGGCGAAGAUCGCUUCAGAGAAGGUGCUGCUGGCCCUGCAGCUUGACGAGAACGAGUAUCGUCUUGGCAACACGAAAGUCUUCUUCAAGGCUGGCGUUCUCGGUUACCUGGAGGAGUUGCGAGACGAGCGACUCACCAAGAUCAUCUCCCUGCUGCAGGCUCACAUCCGUGGCUAUCUGUGCCGCAGAUUCAGGAAGAAGUUGGAAGACCAGAGGACUGCACUUUCCGUGAUCCAGCGUAAUAUUCGAAAAUGGCUGGGCAUGCGCAACUGGGCUUGGUGGAAGUUCUACAGCAAGAUCAAGCCUCUGCUCAACAUUGCACGUGCUGAAGAUGAAAUGAAGAAGAAAGAAGAAGAGCUUGCCAAGACCAAAGAAGAAUUGGAGAAGUCCGUGAAAAGACAAAAAGAAUUGGAAGAACAGAAUGUAACUCUCCUAGAUCAGAAAAACAAUCUCUUCCUUCAAGUAGAAACACAAAACGAUACCAUUUCAGAGUUCGAAGAAAGGAUUGAGACGUUCCUGCAACAGAGGGCAGAGCUAGAGGACAAAAUAAAAGAAUAUGAAGAGAGACUACUUGAUGAAGAAGAUGCAAUAGCUGAACAUACUGAGAAAAUGCGGAAACUAGAAAACGAACUAGCAGACUAUAAAGAAGAUGUACAAGACUUGGAAAAUAAACUAGCAAAAUCAGAACAAGAAAAACAGAUGAAAGACAACCAAAUAAAGACUCUACAGGACGAAAUGGCUGCUCAAGAUGAACAGAUCCAGAAGAUGAACAAAGAAAAGAAGAACACAGACGAGCAGCUGAAGAAGACUAUGGAAGAUCUUCAGAGGGAAGAAGACAAAGUGAAUCACCUCUCGAAACUGAAGUCAAAACUCGAACAAACAUUAGACGAGCUGGAGGACAAUCUGGAGAGAGAGAAGAAGAUGCGAGCUGACGUAGAAAAAUCAAAGAAGAAAAUCGAACAAGACCUUAAAGCUACACAAGAGACAGUAGAUGAGCUCGACCGUGCAAAGAGAGAACUUGAAGACAACUUGAAGAGGAAAGAGAUGGAAGCUAAAGAUCUUCGUACCAAACUCGAAGACGAACAGUCUCUGGUGGCAUCUCUACAAAAGAAGAUUAAAGAACUCCAGGCACGCAUUGAAGAACUAGAAGAAGAACUUGAAGCUGAGAGACAAUCCAGAUCUAAGGUAGAGAAGCAGAAGAACGAACUGGCCCGAGAGUUGGAGGACCUGGGUGAACGUCUGGACGAGGCAGGUGGCGCCACUGUGGCGCAGGUGGAGCUGAACAAGAAGCGGGAACAAGAGCUGCUGAAGCUGCGCCGAGACCUCGAGGAGUCGACCCUGCAACACGAAGCCCAGAUCGCCACACUCCGCAAGAAACACCAGGACGCCGUCAACGAGCUCGGGGACCAGGUGGAGCAGCUGCAGAAGGUCAAGAACAGGUUAGAGAAAGAGAAACAACAAAUGAAGAGUGAAAUUGACGAUCUUCAUGCACAAAUAGAAUACGUCGGCAAGAAUAGAGGCGCCUCUGACAAGAUGACUAAACAGAUGGAGAACCAGAUCGCCGAGGCCAACGCCAAGGUUGACGACGCUAACCGCCAGAUCAGCGAGCUGCAGGCCCAGAAGAACAAGCUUCAGAUGGAGAACACGGAGCUGGCUCGACAGCUGGAGGAAUCUGAGCACCGCGUCAGCGAAUUCUCCAAGGAGAAGAGCUCCCUCAGCAGUCAGCUCGAGGACGCCAAGGCAUCGCUCGAGGAAGAGACCAGGGGUCGCCAGAAACUGCAGAGUGAGGUGCGCAAUCUUCGCUCUGACAUUGACGCUCUGCGCGAACAGCUGGAGGAGGAGCAGGAGUCUCGUGCCGAGGUCCAGAGGGCUCUGUCCAAGGCCAACAGUGAGGUGCAGUCGUGGAAGGCCAAGUUCGCGUCUGAAGGAACCGCCCGAGCUGAAGAACUGGAGGAGUCCAAACGUAAACUGCAGGCCAAACUGAAUGAUGCUGAAGAGAAGAUGGAAGCAGCCUUCGCCAAGGUGAACGCCUUGGAGAAGGCCAAGUCUCGUCUGCAAGGCGAGCUGGAGGAUCUCAUGGUCGACGUUGAACGGUCAAAUGCCCUUGCUAACAACCUUGAGAAGAAGCAGCGUGCUUUCGACAAGACCAUCCAGGAAUGGCAGACCAAGGUGAAGGACCUCCAGACGGAGCUGGAGAACUCCCAGAAGGAAUCUAGAGGCUAUGCUGCGGAACUGUUCCGUGCCAAGGCCCAGUAUGAAGAGGUCACCGACCUGGUGGAGUCCUUGAGGAGAGAGAACAAGAAUCUUGCUGAGGAGAUACACGACCUCACUGAGCAGCUUAGCGAGGGAGGACAGAACCAGCACGAGAUCGAGAAAGCUCGCAAGAGACUCCAGAUGGAGAAGGAUGAGCUUCAGGCAGCUCUAGAGGAAGCAGAGUCUGCUCUGGAACAGGAGGAAGCCAAGGUGACCCGCGCUCAGCUCGAGCUGACUAAUCUUAAGGCUGACAUUGAUAGAAGACUCCGUGAAAAGGAUGAGGAAUUUGAAAAUACACGUCGCAAUCACCAGCGAGCGAUGGAGUCCAUGCAGGCGAGUCUGGAGGCUGAGUCUAAAGGUAAAGCUGAAGCUCUUCGCAUCAAGAAGAAGUUGGAACAGGACAUCAACGAGCUGGAGGUUGCCGUGGACAACGCGAACCGAGCUCGCGCCGACGUGGAGAAGAACAUCAAGCGCUACCAGCAGCAGGUGACCGAGCUGCAGACACAGCUGGAGGAGGAACAGCGCAGCCGCGAGGAGGUGCGUGAGCAGUACAACGCAUGUGAGCGCCGCUGCGCCAUGGUCAACCAGGAGUGCGAGGACAUGAGGACCCACCUCGAGGCAUCGGAACGUGCACGCAAGACGGCAGAGAACGAGUUGCAAGAUGCCAACGAUCGCAUCAACGAAUUACAAGCAGAGGUUUCCUCUUUGUCUGGACAGAAGAGGAAGCUGGAUGCUGACAUGGGUGCCAUGAGGACUGAUCUUGAUGAUCUUUCGAACGAGUUGAGAACCGCCGAGGAGAACGCCAAGAAAGCCGUCCUUGAUGCCCAGCGUCUGGCCGAUGAGCUUCGCCAGUCUCAGGACCACAGCCUGCAGAUCGAGAAGACGAAGAAGGCACUGGAGAACCAGAUAAAGGAGCUCCAGGUCCGUCUGGACGAGGCUGAGGCACAGUCGCUCAAAGGAGGCAAGAAGCUCAUCCAGAAGCUCGAACAAAGAGUUCGUGAGGUGGAGACUGAGCUGGAUGCCGAACAGCGCCGUAACGCUGAAAACCAGAAGAACGCCCGGAAGGCUGACCGCCAGAUCAAGGAGUUGGCCUUCCAGAUUGAGGAGGACCGCAAGAACAACGAGCAGCUCCAGGAGGUGAUCGAGAAACUCAACCAGAAGAUCAAGGUUUACAAGAGGCAGGUCGAGGAGGCCGAGGAAAUCGCUGCAGUGAACCUGGCCAAGUUCCGCAAGGUUCAGGCCGAGCUGGAAGACGCAGAAGAACGUGCAGACACAGCUGAGGGAACCGUGUCGAAACUUCGCCUCAAGAACCGCAGCUCCGUGUCUGUCGCUCGCAGCUCGUCCGUCGUCUCCACCUCUAUGUCAGCCCAGCGUUCAGUGCGAGGCCCAUCUGAGUAAUACGCGCACUUCAUAACUCCAGAAGAAAAAAGUUUCAACGCUUAACUGAUUCUGGACCUGUUUGAAAUUUUUCUUUCUACUUUGAUCUGUUCGUUCAAUGAGGGAUGCUUACCAACAGUGGAGACAUUACUAAACAAAACAUUAAAAUAAACAAAUAUAACCAGCCAAUCAGAACACUGCUCACAUUUGUGCUUGUUGCUGAGAUAUCAGAGAAUUCAACUUUCGCUUUAUUUGAGAAGUCAUGAAUUCAGUUUCUGGACACUACGGUUAUUUUGAUCAAGAUAAAAUUAUAUUUGUUAAGCAAUCAUAAAAUUCAGUUUAUGAAGUAAUCCUAAAAUUCAAUUUUUGAACAGUGCGAUUGCUUGAUUUAUUUGGAUAUCAUAAAUUUCAACUUGUGGACGUUUCAUUUUUCAUAAAAAGAUUAGCGUGUGCCAUAGUCCUGCUGUUAGCAAUUGUUUCGUGGUGCAGUCUUUAAUGCACUAAUCAACUUAGUUAAUGUGACUAUUAUUUACAUGUACUUAUUUUAUGAGUGGUUAUUAUAUACAUAUACUUGUUGUUUCUAUUAUGGUUGAUCUAUUUAUUGUAGGUUUCUUGUAUAAAGUAAGAAGUAAAGACAAAAAACAUGCUGUGCAUAAUGAUGGUCCCUCAUUAGAUAGCACAAUAAAAUGCUUAUAUAAUAGGUUGUUUUGUGUGACAAAAUGAGAAGUGCAAAGUAUAUAUGUACACCCUCAAGACAGCAAAUAAACGCUCUGUCUUUC
Molecule: messenger RNA, 6706 nt
Organism: Gigantopelta aegis
Lineage: Eukaryota; Metazoa; Mollusca; Gastropoda; Neomphalida; Peltospiridae
Product: myosin heavy chain, striated muscle-like
Exons: 34
Coding region: 108-5948 (1946 amino acids)
Cellular component (GO): myosin complex
Molecular function (GO): cytoskeletal motor activity; ATP binding; actin filament binding
Source: RefSeq, a predicted model, not a curated record